Molecule: messenger RNA, 1720 nt
Organism: Rhododendron vialii
Lineage: Eukaryota; Viridiplantae; Streptophyta; Magnoliopsida; Ericales; Ericaceae
Product: chaperone protein dnaJ A6, chloroplastic-like
Exons: 8
Coding region: 148-1476 (442 amino acids)
Biological process (GO): response to heat; protein refolding
Cellular component (GO): cytoplasm
Molecular function (GO): ATP binding; heat shock protein binding
Source: RefSeq, a predicted model, not a curated record
AAUACGCUCACAACUCUCCCCUCUCUCUCUCUCUCUCUCUCUCUCUCUCUCUCUCCGCCACCAACCACCGCAAUUGCAUCUCUGCUGUAAAUUCAAACAGAUAAACGUCUCUCUCAUCUAAUCAUACACAAUCCCAAGGUGUAUCGAAUGGCGAUCAUACCUUGUGGAAGUACAUGGGUAGCUCGGUGGGGACAACCGCAAUUAUUACUAAGAUCUCCUGUGACGAGCAAGUUAUCUACAUCUUCUCAUUGUGUCUCAACCAAGAUAAGAGCAUUGGCUUCACCUAGUUCAACCAAGUUUUCUCAAGAUUCCUUUCAUGGACUGUUCAGUACGUUGUCAUCUCAAAGACCAAGUCAUACCAGGGGAGCCCGCCUGAUUGUUAGAGCUGAGAGUGAUUUCUAUGCUGUCCUUGGGGUCACAAAAAAUGCUAGCAAAUCAGAAAUCAAAAGUGCUUAUCGGAAGCUUGCCAGGAGUUAUCAUCCUGAUGUAAACAAAGAACCUGGAGCAGAACAAAAAUUUAAGGAGAUCAGCAACGCCUAUGAGGUUUUGUCAGAUGAUGAGAAACGUUCCAUAUACGACAGGUACGGAGAGGCCGGGCUUAAAGGUGCUGGCAUAGGCACAGGGGAUUUUAGCAACCCCUUUGAUCUGUUUGAAUCAUUAUUCGAUGGCUUGGGGGGUAUGGGUGGUAUGGGAAUGGGUGGAAGAGGCUCCCGGAGUAGAGCUACAGAGGGUGAGGACCAAAUGUACACUUUGGUUUUGGAUUUCAAAGAAGCAGUAUUUGGGGUAGAAAAGGAAAUUGAAGUGACCCGCCUCGAGGCAUGUAGUACCUGUGAGGGCUCUGGUGCCAAACCUGGGACCCGUGCAUCCAAAUGUAGCACAUGUGGUGGACAAGGCCAAGUUGUGCAAUCGGCGAGAACCCCACUGGGAGUCUUCCAGCAGGUAAUGACAUGCUCUUCUUGUGGUGGGGCCGGUGAAACUUCCACUCCUUGCAACACAUGUAGCGGCGAUGGGCGGGUGAGGAAGUCGAAGCGGAUUAGCUUGAAAGUCCCAGCCGGGGUCGAUUCAGGGAGCCGGUUAAGGGUCCGGGGCGAAGGUAAUGCAGGGAGGCGAGGUGGGGCCCCCGGAGACCUCUUUGUCCUCAUUGACGUUCUUCCAGACCCUGUUUUGAAACGAGACGACACAAAUAUUCUAUACUCGUGCAAGGUCUCUUAUAUCGAUGCUAUUCUGGGAACAACGACAAAGGUUCCAACGGUCGAUGGCGUUGUGGAUUUGAAGAUUCCAGCAGGGACGCAACCGGGAACAACAUUGGUGAUGGCAAAAAAGGGAGUGCCAAUUCUUAACAAGAGCAACAUGAGGGGGGAUCAGUUGGUGAAGGUCCAAGUUGAGAUACCGAAACGGUUGAGUGGUGAUGAGAGGAAGCUUAUUGAAGAACUUGCUGACUUAAGCAAGGCAAAGCCUCUCAACAGUAGAAGAUAAUGGAAGCUGGGAAUUGUGAUCUUUUGUUGUUUUAAUACAUAUUUGAUUUUCCCUACACUUUUGGGUACCAAUUAAUCCUUGUUCGGUCGAACUGAGGCUGUUUUUUGCAUGAAGGAAACUUCUGGGAUCAAUUUUGUAAUCUGUACUACAGUAUACAUUAAUAUACUUGGAGAGGAGGAAGUGAAAACAUUAGGGUCAUUUUUCCAACUAUUUGACAAUUAGUAUUUAUUGUUGGAUUUGUCCU